UGAUCGUCAUAAACGCAUUUUCACUCAGCACUGGCCGUGGUCAUCCUCUUUCCUCGAUCCGCUCCCAUCUGUGCUCAGGGAUGAUUUUACCAGCUUCAUUUGUAGGGGCUACCCUAGUGUUCUUCUCCAGUCAUGCUGAAGCGUUUAUCGCAAACGGACGGGCCCCGUUGGUGCAGCAAGCUUGCUAUCGACUGCACGGCCGAUCAGCAACGCCGGUACCGAGUAAGCUCUGUCCGCCUGGAGCACCAAGAUCGAGGGUUCUAAUGGUAUCGAACCAGGAUGGAGUGCUGGUGGACGAGUUUGGAAUUCCCAUUUAUGACGAAAACGGAGAAAUCAACGAUGACCAGUUGGACGAUUACCAGAAGAAUCCGGACGGGUUGAAGGAGGGGGAUCCGAUUACAGUAAUCGCCAAAGGUCUCACGUUCUACCACGUCCGAGGUCACAAGGACGGGUUUGACCCGGAGGGAUGUGUCGGGCAGAUCUCGAGCUUAUACAUCAUGAGUAAGAAGUACGAGGGAGAGUUUUCCACUGCACACCGACCCGUGGUGUGCACCUUCACGUACCCGAAAAAGUUCAAAGCGCACUUGGAGUUUGGGGAGGUGAGAAAAGCAACGCCGGAGGAAAUCGAGAAGAACCAACAACUGAUUGAUGCCCAGAAUGCACUGGAUGCUAUUGAACAAGAAAAAAGAGACGCAGCCAGGGCCGCCAAGGAGGCGGAAGAGGCGGCAGCGAAAGCAGCGGAAUAGAGCCAAGCGUCCUAGUAGAUUUUAUGGGCACAAGCGAGGGGAUCGCCGUGCUGUCUUGCUUUGGAGUGACGGAAGUCCUGAAUGUGUUGCGCCAACAUGGAGCACGCGACGUAGUUAGGAGGAGUCGGACCCCGGUCGCAAGUCGGGUUAUGGACCGGACAGCCUUCCUUCUUGCCGUUUCCUUCUUCAGCACCCAUCCAUGUUUUUAUGUUAUUUCCGUUGACGACGGGCAGUAAGUACUUGGACAGGGUUGGUGAGUUGAGGGUGCGAUGGAGCAGUUUCCUGCAGUUUCCUGAUGCUCAAUGAAGGGGUUUCCAUGUUGUUUUUAUGGUACACAUGACAAAAUGACCGCUUUCCCGAGAUUCUUCCAAAGAUUCCAAGUUGAAUCUGCGCAGUGAAGGUUUGCGUGGCAUCUGCGGAGGACCGGACAACUUCGAGUCUGUCACAGUCUUGACUUAAAGACUUGAUGCCAGCCGGAGUAGAACGUUUGUUAUUGUUGCGAUGAUAUGUAGGUAACCAGCUUUAGCUGUAGAAACGCCAUGAGCGCCCAACUUUGGACCCCCCCACCCGAUGAAAACGACGGUGUCUGCCAUCAACUGUGCACGCUUUCGUUUGACAGCAACGAAGCGGAGAAGCUUUUCUACAUUUUUUGUUCAUGAGCAUCGAUCGACCUUGCGGUCGAAUAUUCCUUCCACCGGUUCUACAACGCACUGAUCGAUUGUACCACUUGUACAAGAUGGAUUUGGUCACACGUGCUCGAACUGUACUCGGGUGAAGAAAGACCUCCUCAUCAAGUCGAUCUCUGUUGUGAAGCCUCCUGCAGUAACCCAAGCCAUUCCGAUGGCACAGACAGGGUGGUGCCCCACGUGUGUCGAAAUGGUACCUAGCGAAGAGCGGGUUGAGAGGCUAAAUAGUGGAGAAGGUCCGGAACCAGGUGGAGGACGAAAAGGUACUGUUGACGCAGCAAGCGUUCCGAAGAGAACCCCGUGUAAGAGGGAAUGGCGCAGGGAACGAGACGCAAACCGCUGAAGGGGGAUCGCCAUGAAAGGCUAGAAAAUGAGAGUGUGAACGUGAACUCAACGAAGGCGACGCCUUUAGAGGAGUAGAGGUACAGUUAUGAGGGACGCGAGAGCAGAGAGAGGAAGUGUAGAAGAGAGCAAAGGGCUUUGAUCAGAUUUCGUCGAUACGACAACAUGCAGGCAGUAUGUAUUGCAUUACCUCAGAGCAAUGGUGUUCGAGAUCAACGAAUUACAGCAGUGGCAAGCCCAAUGGAGCAA
This is a messenger RNA of Ectocarpus sp. CCAP 1310/34, 2023 nucleotides long. Lineage: Eukaryota; Phaeophyceae; Ectocarpales; Ectocarpaceae. The record is from the annotation of a GenBank genome assembly.